This is a messenger RNA of Suillus plorans, 1134 nucleotides long. RefSeq lists its product as uncharacterized. The transcript has a single exon. The record is from RefSeq and is a predicted model, not a curated record. Lineage: Eukaryota; Fungi; Basidiomycota; Agaricomycetes; Boletales; Suillaceae. Bases 431 to 1021 code for a protein of 196 amino acids.
GGUCGGUCGCUCAAGGUCGAUAGAGGUUCAAUGUUCUGAUCUCCUGCAAAUAGAUCAUCAAUUUCUUUGGUCGGGAAUACUUAAACUCAGCAAAAGAGCAAUGCGCUCACGUCCUACUAUCAACGGACGGGGGCAAUAACUUGAUUCAGGAAGGCUCGCGCUCGAUGAGGGAUUAACACAAUCACGGGCUGCAAACAGUGAGCAAUGACUUGGAUCAGUGCAGCUCGAGUUUGGAUGAGGAUCGGCACGCUCACAGUUUGCGAAUGGGGGGCAACGACAUUGAUCAGCAUUGUUUGAGCUCGAACGAUGAUUGACACACUCAUACCCUGCGAAUGGUGGGCAAUCAUUUGGAUCAGGAUCGACACACUCACUUCCUGUGAACGGUGGGUAGUGACUUGGAUCAGCAUGGCUCGAACUCGAAUGAGGAUUGAUGCACUCACAGACUGCGAACAGUGGGCAAAGACUUGGAUCAGCAUGGCUACAGCUUGAAAGAGGGUCAAUACACUCACGGACUGCUAACAGUGAGCAAAGAUUUGGAUCAGCAUGGGUCUUACUCGAAAGAGGGUCAAUACACUCACUUCCUACGAACGGUAGGCAACGACUUGGAGCAGCAUCACUCUUGCUCGAACCAGGAUCGACAGACUCACUUCCUGCAAACGGUGGGCAAAGACUUGGAUCAGCAUGGCUUCACCUCGAACAAGGACCAACACACUUGCAUACUGCGAACGGCGGGAAACAACUUGGAUCAGCAUGGCUCUUGCUCGAACGAGGAUUGACACACUUACUCUCUGCGAACGAUGGGCAAGUUGGCAACGACGUGGAUCAGCAUGGCUCUUGCUCGAACAAGGAUCGACACGUUCACAUACUGCAAACAGUGGGGAACGACUUGGAUCAGCAUGGUUCGAGCUCAGAGAUCAACACGAUGCCAUGUCCCAAACUCUGUCAACAGUUCUUCAGCCGCUGCAUCAUCAAUUGGUGUGUUUUACCAAGACGUAAUUUAACCAUGCACUGGUGCCUGUAACUGCUUCCGCUGGUCGCACAAGUGUAUAUGCCACAUCGUGCUAGGUGAUGUCGCGUUGUCUAUACUUUCCUUGCUGACUUUGACCCGCUCCGUGAUUUGACCUGUUUCAUGGC